Molecule: messenger RNA, 1140 nt
Organism: Trichoderma atroviride IMI 206040
Lineage: Eukaryota; Fungi; Ascomycota; Sordariomycetes; Hypocreales; Hypocreaceae
Source: RefSeq, a predicted model, not a curated record
AUGCAGAAACAAUAUUUCGAGCUGGAUCCUCAUGGCGACGUGCUGCUCACCCUCCGACGUCCAGAUCAUCUCGAUUUUGCCCGGAGCGCGCGCAGAGCAGAGCGAGACAUUCUAGUUGCCACCCCAGAAGUUGAUAGUAAUGUCCAUGAGAGCGUCCAGUCGGGCAAGCCUACAGCAAGCAUGGAUGAUCCCAAUGCGAGCGAUAAUGUCAAAAAAGUGCAAUUCCUGCUCUCUUCACGGCACUUGAGUCUCGCAUCGCCUGUCUUUGAUGCUAUGCUCUCCGGAUGCUGGAAAGAGAGCACCGUUCUCGAUGAGCGGCCUAGGAAAAUUGCCAGACGAGAGAAUAGAGACACAUCUGAUUCAGAGCUACAAGUGCGUCACGAGAUAUCGGCCACGGAGUGGAACACAGAGGCGCUUCUCCUCCUGAUGAACAUUAUUCAUGGCCGCCAUAGGAAGCUUCCCGAUGAUCUUCACCCAGAAACGUUGGCGCAUUUUGGCAUCCUUGUAGAUUAUUACAAGUGUCACGAAAUAACUGAAAUCUUUGCCCGUCGCUGGAUACAUAAGAAUAAGUUUUACCUGCCAACGACAUACAGCUCAUUCACUACGCUCUGGAUCUUCAUAUCAUGGGUCUUUUCAGACGCCGCGAUAUUCGAAGAGAUGACAGAGCAAGGUAUAAAGGAAAGCCAAGGUCCGGUGAAUGCCAUGUUCUUGCCGCUGCCGCCAGCAGUAUCAGAUGCCAUUGAGGAAAAAAGAGCAAGCUCGCUACAAAGAAUUAUACGCCAUGUAGACAAAAUUCGUGAAGCGCUGAUCAAAGGCGAGGUACAUAGAAGCUGUGGAGAUGGAUGCUCUACGAUGCUUCUCGGCACGCUCAUCAAAGCAAUGCACGAGCACGGAAUCAGCGAGUCCCAGCUCCUAAAUUCACGCCCUUGCCCAAGUUUAAUGCAGAUUAAGCAGACUCUGCUUGGAUUUCGAACGCCAACCUGGUACAAUCCAAGCGAUUACCGCCAGCGUUCGGCUGGGCACUCUUGCAGCGUAAAGAGUUUGCUUGAGCCAGGAAUUGAUGGGAUAUUGAAGAAUCUGAAGGGUCUGAAGCUAAAUGAUUACCGCGUCCAGCAGGAAGAUGAAGUUCCCAAGGUCUAG